Guyanagaster necrorhizus is the source of this 1552-nucleotide messenger RNA. Its product is annotated as enolase C-terminal domain-like protein. The record is from RefSeq and is a predicted model, not a curated record. Gene Ontology annotation, biological process: carbohydrate catabolic process; amino acid catabolic process. The transcript has 12 exons. Bases 34 to 1440 code for a protein of 468 amino acids. NCBI's taxonomy places the organism in Eukaryota, Fungi, Basidiomycota, Agaricomycetes, Agaricales, Physalacriaceae. Gene Ontology annotation, molecular function: hydro-lyase activity; magnesium ion binding.
CCCCAACCAUGGUGGCAUUCUUUCCUUCUGACCAUGGCUAAAAUCACUGGAUUUGAAACCCAUGACGUGCGGUUCCCUACGUCGCUGUCCGGAGAUGGUACCGAUGCCAUGAAUACUGACUGCGACUACUCGUCCGCAUAUGUUACUCUUCUCACGGACUCGGAUCUGGUCGGUCAUGGCAUGACCUUCACCAUUGGUCGCGGAAACGAUAUUGUAUGCGCAGCCAUCAAGGAAGUAGCGAGCAGAUUGGUUGGAAAGGAGACGGAGACUCUGUUCGCCGAUAUGGGGGAAACUUGGAAUUUCAUGAUGUCAGAUCCUCAGCUGAGAUGGAUUGGCCCGGAGAAAGGUGUUAUUCACAUCGCAUCUGGGGCUGUGAAUAAUGCUGUCUGGGAUAUGUAUGCCCGGUCCCGAAAGAAGCCUCUGUGGAAGCUCGUCGUGGAUUUCACUCCGGAAGAAUUGGUGAAAUCGGCUGCCUGGCGUUACAUUUCCGACGCGAUCACGAAAGAAGAGGCCCUUGUCAUGGUAAAAGAGAAAGCCUCCACGAAGCAGGAUCGAGAGGCCAAAGUUCAAGAGCUCGGGUACCCUGCGUAUGUUACAUCCGCAGGAUGGCUGGGAUACAGCGAUGAAAAAGUGGCUCGAUUAACCAAAGAAGCCGUUCAGGCAGGGUUCAAUCAUUUCAAGAUGAAAGUUGGAGCCAACCAAGCGAAUGAUCUGCGUCGAGGAAAGAUCAUACGAUCCAUCAUCGAUGAUCCGCAAUACCUUCCAACGGAUGCGCCACCAAGAGAUCCUAACAGUGAUGACCUAAAAGGCAAAAAUGCCGGGCCCACUGGCGCAGUGUUAAUGAUCGACGCGAAUCAGGUGUGGGACGUCCCACAGGCAAUUGAUUACGUUAAGGGAUUGACUGAGAUUAAGCCUUGGUUCAUUGAAGAGCCUACAGCGCCAGAUGACAUUCUGGGUCAUGCGGCUGUCCGAAUGGCCUUGAAGCCGUACGGUAUCGGUGUCGCUACCGGUGAACAUGCUCACAAUCGCAUGGUAUUCAAGCAGCUACUUCAAGCAGAAGCCAUAGAUGUUUGCCAAAUCGAUUCUUGUAGGCUUGCAGGCGUCAGCGAAGUCAUCAGUGUUCUUCUCAUGGCAGCCAAGUUUGGUGUACCCGUUUGCCCACACGCAGGUGGAGUUGGAUUGUGCGAAUAUGUCAUUCAUUUGAGUCUAAUCGAUUAUAUUGUCAUCUCGGGUACUAUGGAGCGCAAUGUUUUGGAAUUCGUUGAUCAUCUCCAUGAACAUUUUGUGACACCUUGUUCAAUCAAUUCGCGUGGAAGGUAUAAUGUCCCGUCAAACCCUGAUGAAGGUUACAGUAUUGAGAUGCAUAAAUCAAGUAUUGCUGAAUACGAGUGGCCCAAUGGUUCAUAUUGGGUCGGGGCAAGAGAAGGAAAGGUGUUGUAAACAAAGAGCUUGUCGCAGUAAAUCCAAACAUCUGCCAUCAACUCCCAGUGAAAAUCACAGGAUAUGCAAGAAAUACAUAUUGUUUUCUCCAUGUUACGCCAUGACAUCAUGC